Molecule: messenger RNA, 2325 nt
Organism: Colletotrichum orchidophilum
Lineage: Eukaryota; Fungi; Ascomycota; Sordariomycetes; Glomerellales; Glomerellaceae
Product: fungal specific transcription factor domain-containing protein
Exons: 6
Coding region: 1-2325 (774 amino acids)
Biological process (GO): DNA-templated transcription; positive regulation of transcription from RNA polymerase II promoter by galactose
Cellular component (GO): nucleus
Molecular function (GO): zinc ion binding; RNA polymerase II cis-regulatory region sequence-specific DNA binding; DNA-binding transcription factor activity, RNA polymerase II-specific
Source: RefSeq, a predicted model, not a curated record
AUGCCUUCUGGGCGACAGGAACGGCAGCGUCGUCGUAAAAUCACACUGGCAUGUGAGCCAUGCCGAGAGCGCAAGGCGCGCUGCGACGGUGGCAAGCCCAUAUGCUCGACUUGUCAGCGCCGGUCCCUGGACCUCGAACACUGCAUCUACACAGUGAACAAUGCCAGAACGGCAUGUAGCGAUGACUACACAAAGACGCUUCAUGAGCGUAUUCGCAAGCUGGAACAGGCUUGCGCGUCGCGCGGCAUCGACGUCAACACCCUCGAAGCCACUGGGCAAGACAUCCAGGGACCCGCGGAUACUCACUCAUCCGCCGUAGCUCGAGACUUCAACGCACUGGACAUCGCACUGGACACCGCACUAGACACCGCCCUGGAAACAUCCGACGAACAAGCCGCCCAGUUCCCAUCGCCGUACUCGUCUGUCGGCGUCGAAAGCUCUAGCGAGGCCAGGCGGGUGACCGCAAUGGGCACAAUCCUCGCCGAGGACGACCUCGAGGACUUACCCAACUCUACGGAGCCUGAUUUCUACGGCAGCUCCUCAGCCGUUGCAUUCUUGAAGGAGGCCUACCGUGCGAUGAGCUCUGUUCCUUCAAGAGCUCAGUCAUCCACGCCGUUUCGAAGCCAGCAGGCAUCGUCCGUCUCAACGCCGUCUCUAUACGCAGACUUUGACAAGUUUCUGCUCCCUCCUCGACCUUUCGCCGAUUAUCUCAUCGACCUGUAUUUCCAAAGAUUCCACUACCUCUGCCCCGUGUUUCAUAGACCCGCCUUCGAAAGGGCAUACAGGUCUCUCUGGGAACCGGCAACGGCGACGGCGACUGCAGCAGCAGCCGAAGCAGACGAUGAAUUCCGUGGCGUCGGCCUUGGCUGCUCCCCCGGCGCGGACGCCAGCACCAUCGUCUUCCACAGCGCGCUCAACUCCAUGUUCGCGCUCGCCUGUAACUUUGCGGACCUCACCAGCGCGGAAAAGGCCAAGAGCAUCGAGAUCUUUCUCCUACGGAGCAGAAAGUGCUCCAGUGUCGACCUGCUCGAGAAAAACAACUUGGGCGUCGUGCAGACCUUGCUGCUGUGCGGGUUGGUCUUUCAAGGGACGCCGUUUCCUGACCGAUGCUGGAACGCCGUCGGCAUCGCGUGCCGGAUUGCGCAGGGCCUCGGACUUCACAUGGAUGCCGUGGCCGCGCGGGAGCCAGGCGAGGGGCUUACUUUGGAAAUGGAUGUGAGGCAGCGGACAUGGCAGGGAUGUGUUAUACUUGAUACUCUCGUGAGCAUGACGUUUGGUCGACCCACUGUGACCUCUUGUCUAUCAGCAAACGACUUGCUUUCAAGGUCCCAUUCCGCCGCAGACCCGAGUCUCGAGCGACCCAAGCUAGAGUUCAUCACUCAAAGCUUCAGGUUGAGCCUGAUACUCGAAAAUAUCCUCUCGCAAGUCUACCAGCCAUGGCGGAACCGGCAUCCUAUGCAGAAAGCAAGUUGCGGCGUGCGAGGAGGAGGGGGAGGGGGAGGAGUGGGGGUGGGGGUAGGAGGCCAAGUCCUGGGCUUCGACGCCAUUGUCGAACUCGACACGAAGUUGACCGACUUUGAGGACUCCGUACCGCCGUUUCUGUCGUGGGGGGAUGAUACCGUCUCCCGGCUAGACGGGGCGGUAUCGGACCCAGAUAACCUCCGUAUUCUCGCCAGUCAGAAACACGCCCUCCAUGCUAGAUUCUUGUAUGUUCGCCUCAUGCUUCACAGACCGAUCCUCACCGAUCUCUCUGCCUCGUACGCCCGACCUCAUCGGGAUGCCGCCGGAGGCCUAGCAGAAGCACCACCGACCAGACAACAGGCCCAGGACAGAGGUCUUAGGGCGCCGUUCCUGACGGAGUGCGCCAUGGUGUGCGUGGACGCGGCCAUGCAGCUCAUCGCUCUAGUCCACGACUCGUAUCAGAAGGACACGACGGGGGCGUGGUGGUGGAAUAGCUUGUAUGCUUGUGCUGCCGGCUUGGUCUUGAUCGUCUGCCGCCUGUGUCCGCGUCUCUGGGCCGGGCUGGACCGCGCAGCGACGUCCGCCUCGUGGGAGCAGUGCCAGGGUAUCUUGCAGGGCAUCGCCACAUUUAGCGCCUCGGCUCGCAAGUCGCUGGAUCUGCUUCGCAAGAUUGACGGGGCCGUGACGCAACUACAAGCAGCGAGAGAACCGUGUGGAGAGCAGAUGGACCCCGAAAUUUACGCGGGCAUGGCGGAGAGCUGGUCGCUUCCGGAGGAUAUCGAUGUCUCGCUGCUUCUCGAGCCCGAUCCCAUGUCUUUCUUCCGCGGGUGGGAGAUGAUGGGAUACGAAACCUCAAACGCUUGA